AAAACGGCGGCCGCAGUCAGUUCUGUACGGUCGUUGGUCGCGUGCGGUAUUGAGGAGCCUCUACCCUCACGGUGGAUAAAUAUUAUUUCUACUUCGGAUUAAAAAAACAUCGCGCGCACGCUGUGAUUCAAUUUAAAAAUAACAAUUACUGCCUACCGAUUGAUAAAACUGUGUACAAUCACGCGAAAUGGGUUCUACUAUUCUUGUCGCCGUUACGCCGAAAGCUUAUUACGAUUUGCCCGUACGGUUCACGUGAUCUCCGAUAAUCACGAAGGAUGUUGUGUGUGGUGUCGACGGCGGUCGUACUCGCUGUACUCCGAAUUACCGGCGGUCAGCUGCAUGAGCCGCAGAAAGAAGGUCUGCUACAACGGCAUGAAGAUGUACAGCCGCAGAUGAACGGAAGCGGUGGCGGCGAAUGGAAGUGCCCUGAGGUGCGGAACGUGUCGUGCGCAUGCGAUCUGCCGCACACGUUACGCUGCACCGGCGGCAAGUCGACGUUUGAGACGGUGGCCCGGGCGCUCAGGCGCCUGUCCGGCACUUCGUCCAUAUCGCUUCUGGACUGCACCGUGCAGAACGUGGGAUCACUGCCGGCCAAGAUGCUCGACGGCGUCUCUCUGCACGGGCUGGUCGUGUCGUCCGGCGAGAUCAAGUCCGUGUCAGACGCCGCGUUCGACGGACUCGGGUCGCCGCUCCAAGCUCUCGGUUUGCCCAACAACCAGCUCGAGCGGGUCCCCAGCUCAGCACUGGCCAUGCUCAGCGGCCUAGAGCGUCUCGACCUGUCCCACAACCGUUUGCACACCGUUCACAACAAUUCGUUCAAGGGAUCGCCGAAUUUGACGUUUUUGGAUUUGAGCAAUAAUUCCAUUCAUUUCAUCAGCCCAGACGCGUUCGUUAAUCUGCCAUUUUUGAAAGUGCUCCGACUACAAAACAAUCUGCUUACGUCGACUUCGACUUCGCACCUCCAAGGACUGAGGUCGUUGGUCGAGUUAGACCUCAGCUCCAAUUUGCUGGCCGGUCAACUGGGCCCCAGCACGUUGCCUAGGUUGCCGAAUUUACAGAUUAUAUCGUUGGCGCAUAAUCAACUCAACAGCGUUAGGCGCGGAUCGUUUGCCGGACUCGAGGGUAUCGUGUCCCUGACGCUUAACCACAAUCAGAUCGACGUACUCGAGGAUCACGGUUUUAGGGCGGUGCCUACAUUGUCCCAUUUGGACUUGGCCAACAACCGCAUCGUGGCGGUGUCCAGUGCUUCACUCGCUCAUUUGACCAAACUCAAAACGCUUGACUUGUCACACAACUUUCUGAGGAGUUUGACGUCUGAUCUCAUCGUGCCGCUAAAGAGCAUCCAAGUUAUAAAGCUCGACGAUAACGACAUAUCUAUCGUGGCCGAAGGCGCAUUGAACACCGGCAACCACAUAACGAGCAUCUCUUUAUCAGACAACCCGUUGAACUGCGACUGUAGUCUAUUGUAUUUCGCCGGUUGGCUGUCCAAUCAUAGCGCGACCCAUGCGGCCGGCGACACGGCCGUGUGCGCCACUCCGCCGUCGCUGGAGAACGGUCUGCUUCAGGAUCUGCCCCUGUCCAAGCUGACGUGUGGCGGCGAGGACAGCGUACCACCGCCCGAAGGUCCCCUCGCUUCGAUGCAACCGUACACGGGUACGAAAAUUUCGCUGCGGUCCUACCAGUUCGACGGAAGCCGCAUCAGCCUAGGUUGGACCGUCGCAGCGCCGGUCAUAUCCUACUACUGCAACGCGCUAGUAAUCUACGAGGACAUCGGCAACCACGAAGUAUUGCUCGACUCGAAGCCGGUGAGGUGCAAUUCGUCCCAGUUGCCCGACGCUAAGAGUCUGACUCUUUCACUAUCGGCUAACGAACUGCAACCGACGCACAGUUACAGGUAUUGCGUGGUACUGGUGGAGGGAUACGCAACGGACAAAUCGGACGAAUCGGCCAUGGUGCUUGGUUGCAGCGACAUCAUUGCCCUGGUGCCGAACGCGAACCAAGUAGUGCAGCCCAAUAACCGGGCGGCGGCGGCGGCAACUGGGGUCGCGGACCCACCUGACAUCCAAAACCUGACCACAACGUUCGUGCCACCGUCGUCGCUAUUCGUGGCCGUACACCUGUCGGCCGUGUACCCGGACUCCGGCAAGUGUACGAUAACGGUGUCCGUGUACACGAUGGGCAGACCCCUGGCCCACCACCGGUUAAACUGCACGGCACCCUGGACCACGGUCGCAGAACUGCCAGCCGAGCGGUCGUAUCAGGUGUGUGCCAGCAUCGGUUCAAAGUUCCCCAAGGACGACGAGGAGACCAUGGUGUGCACGUCAGUGGACGGGGCCGAGGACGGCAUCGGAGGCGGUGGCCCGGCCGACUGGUUAUUCGCGGCGUUGGGUGCCAAGAGCUACGCGUUCCUGUUGUCGGCCACAUUCACGGCCGUCGUGUUCCUGUUUGUUUUGUUGGUGUACAGAACUGCGUGUCGGGCGUGUAGCAACAAGAAGCCUUCCGGCCGCGCGAACACUGUCCAAACACACCAGUGCUUCUUACCCGUACCGCCGCCCGACAACAGCACCCACCGGCCCAGAUACGUGAAACUUCAGGCCACCACCGUCCUAUAACAGGGUGGGUCACUGGUUCAGUUCACGCCUAGUUCGCCCUGCGGCGGCUGAAGUUGAACGACACCUGCGUUCCCGGAACAACCGCUGACCCUACCGGAACUUUGGUAGUCCGUCAAGCACCCCGGAUUUCGAGGCUUUCCGCGGAAUAUUGUAUAUGUAUAACGUACAUAGUUUUUAAGUUUGUUUUUGUUUUUAGAACCUCGUGAGACAGUUGAGGCGCUUAUAAUAUUAUUUAAUUAGGUAUACCUGUUCAAUGUGCCAUAUUGAUUGUUAAACCUUUUGAGUUUCGACGGUAGGUAUAUGAUUUAAAACAUCACCGCGUUAUUAAAUAUAAUAAUUGGUUAUGAUUUGUCCGUUGACGUUUGAAUUAAGGUAGUUAAUACUUAUAUUAUCAUAUCACGCAGUGUUGUGUAUUAUUGACUGAAUUCAUCGACGGCAUUUUAAUAUUAAAUUGUCAGAACAACUAUGAGAUUGGCAGGUGGUGAAAUGUCGACAAUCCUGCUAGUGGUGGGAUUAUGUAGGGGGUAUCGCCUGGCCCUGGCCCCUCCCAAAAACCACACCGUUCCACAAUUGUAGUAAAUUUGAGUACCUAUGUGUAGUCUAUGCUUAGUCUCCGUGGCUUUACACUUAUAAUAAGUUUCUAGUUGCGUUUAUACGAGUAAACUAUAGGUACAUAUAUCAUUCCAUGACCAUUUUUACAUCAAGCGUUUUUAGUCCGAGGUGUUGUUAAAUGUUUGAAAUAUAUUUUGUAAACAUUAUUCAACAAUACGAAUAACCUUGUUAGGCUUGAUUUGAAGAAAUACAUUUAUAAUUAAAUGAAACGCCAUACAUUUGAAUAAUUGUUAUGAUAUUUGUCAUUGUCAAUACUCUAUAAUCUAUAUUAUAUAGGUGGUUCAAUCCGAAUGAACACCUCAAACUUAGUUCACAAAUUUACGAUAGGUAAGUAGGUAUAUUACAAUAUAAGACUGAAAUCUUUUUUAACACUAUUUAACAAUGUUUACUAACAUAAUGUUAAAAAUGUAUUUUGAUAGGCUUACGAUGUUUAUUAUUAAUUUUAAACCAAUGUUGUAUCAAUAUUUUGUUAAAAUUCAUCUUAAUUUAAUUGCAUUAUGUGCCUUCUAUUUCUUUAAAGUUACAUUCUAUAUUUUUAUUUAUUUUUCGUACUUAACUUCUGUGGUUAUGUACAUCGCUGUAACAUAAUUUAUUUUUUUAUUUUUAAUAUUGUAUUGUAUAAUUUGAUUUUUAACACUAUUUUUAAUAUAUAUAUAUACAUAUGGAUAAAAUAGUGUUUGAGUGGAAAGAAAGUCAUAUUGUGAUAAUGUACAAAUGAGUAAUGGUUAGUUGUAAAAAGUACUAACGAUUAUUAUCAUUGUAUAUAAAUUUAAUAUUAUAAUAUUUAUAACUGUACAUAACAUUGGACGAUUAUUGUACGUUUGUACCUAAUAAUUUAUAUUUAUCAAUUGAAAAUAAAUCUAACCGUUUUAA
This is a messenger RNA of Myzus persicae (green peach aphid), 4097 nucleotides long. RefSeq names its product leucine-rich repeat-containing protein 15-like. Bases 276 to 2612 code for a protein of 778 amino acids. Lineage: Eukaryota; Metazoa; Arthropoda; Insecta; Hemiptera; Aphididae. Gene Ontology annotation, molecular function: protein binding. The record is from RefSeq and is a predicted model, not a curated record. The transcript has 5 exons.